AUGCUUGCUACUGUGAAGAUCUUGCUCACAAGAUGGGAAUGGCUGCAGGAGCUGGCGGAGGAGUUUGGGCGGCACAGGGCGAAGGAGUUCAACGUGGGCGUGGAGAGGAAGGACACGGGGGUGCGCUACGAGGACGUGGCGGGCAUCGACAGCAUCAAGGCGGACAUUGAGGAGGUCAUGAAGAUGAUUCUGGGCGCCGAGGAGUACCAGGCCAUGGGCGCCCGCGCCCCCAGGGGAAUUCUGUUGGAGGGCCCUCCAGGUACGGGCAAGACGUACCUGGCCAAGGCCAUGGCGGGCUCCUCCAAUGUGGCCUUCUUCUCGGCCAAUGGCUCCGAGUUUGUGGAGAUGUUUGAGGGCGUGGCCGCCGCGCGCAUCCGCGACCUCUUCCGCGUCGCCAGGAAGCACGCCCCCGCCAUCGUCUUCGUCGACGAGAUAGACGCAAUCGGCAAGGCGCGUGGGCGUGGCAACGACUCGGGCUCGAAGGAGCGCGAGCAGGGGCUGCUGCAGCUGCUGUACGAGAUGGACGGCUUUGAGGCAAAUGAUGGCGUUCUGGUGGUGGGCGCCACGAACAGAGUGGCACUGCUGGACGAUGCGCUGCUGCGCAAGGGGCGCUUCGACAUGGUCAUCUACAUGGGCCGCCCCUCCACCAGCAACCGCUUCAAGAUCCUCGAGGUGCAUGCCAAGGACAAGCCGAUCCCGAGGGAGGGCGACUCGGUGUGGGAGAGCGACGCUCUGCUGCACCGCGUGGCCGAGCUCACCAUCGGCUACGCCGGAGCUGACCUCGCCAACCUCCUCAACGAGGCCGCCAUCCUCAUGGUGCGCAAGGACGCGCAGGCGAUCGACAUGAGCCUGAUCCAGGAGGCGAUGGACAAGCGGUCGCUGGGCCUGCCGAGCGCGCGGCUGCCGGACAGCGAGGCCAAGACGCGCAUGGCCACCGUGCAGGCCGCACGCGCCGUCGCCACCGCGCUCACCCCCGGCCUGCCCCCGCUCGUGCACUGCUCCAUCCAGCCCCGCGGCGGCCAUAUGUCCCGCAUCAUCUUCCUGCCCCAGGUGCCUGCCUUCUCUAGUCCCCACACUUACUAUUUCAUCAACAACGUCAUCAACAACGUCUUACCCAUGGAUUCACCCAUGCCUGCACCAGGUGCAUAUCAAAUGAACUCCUGA
Molecule: messenger RNA, 1164 nt
Organism: Coccomyxa subellipsoidea C-169
Lineage: Eukaryota; Viridiplantae; Chlorophyta; Trebouxiophyceae; Coccomyxaceae
Product: AAA-domain-containing protein
Exons: 5
Coding region: 1-1164 (387 amino acids)
Biological process (GO): proteolysis
Cellular component (GO): chloroplast thylakoid
Molecular function (GO): ATP-dependent peptidase activity; ATP hydrolysis activity; ATP binding
Source: RefSeq, a predicted model, not a curated record